Molecule: messenger RNA, 1767 nt
Organism: Parnassius mnemosyne (clouded apollo)
Lineage: Eukaryota; Metazoa; Arthropoda; Insecta; Lepidoptera; Papilionidae
Source: the annotation of a GenBank genome assembly
AUGCCGUUUGAGUGGGGAGUCGAACAAGAUAAAGCUCGUCAGUAUAUUAUUGACCGUUUAACAAACGAACCCAUCCUUGCAAUAUACGACCCUCAGUUACCUACGGAGGUGCACACAGAUGCAAGUGCUAUCGGUUACGGUGCAGUCUUAAUACAGAUUCAUGAGGGUGAGCUUAGGCGUGCAGUAGCGUAUUUCAGUAAAUCAACCCAAGGCGCGGAACCCAAAUAUCAUUCCUAUGAAUUGGAAACUCUAGCCGUUGUUAAAGCUCUCCAGAAUUUUAGAAAGUACUUGUUAGGCGUACCCUUUAAAAUUGUUACGGACUGCAACGCUCUAAAGCUAACCGAGCGUAAGAAGGACUUGCUUCCCCGUGUAGCUAGGUGGUGGUUAUCCAUGCAAGACUUCCAGUAUACUUUCGCAUACAGGAAAGGGUCUUUAAUGUCCCAUGCCGAUUACCUAAGUAGGAACCCUGUGGAGGUAUGCCAUAUUCAAAACCCCAAAAAUUGGGCCAAGUUAGCUCAAUCUGCAGAUGAGGAGACACUUAAUCUCAUUGAUAAAUUCAAUAACGGUCAACUAGACUCUUCCCGAUACGUGUUACGAAAUGGACUAUUAUAUGUCAAAUAUUUUCCCAUUGGCGAAGAAUCACGCCUAUUGUGCUAUAUUCCUAAAGGAUUUAGACUGAGUCUGCUUCAUGUGUUUCAUGAUGACCAAGACCACAUUGGGUACGAUAAAGCGAUAGAACUUAUUUUACAUCAUUUCUGGUUUCCUGGAUUACGCCCUUUUGUUAGGAAAUAUCUCAAGCAUUGUAUUGUGUGUCUAUCACACAAACGAGUGCCGCGUGCCUCUCACCAACCCAUCGAAUCUUGGACUAAGCCAGACUUACCAUUUUCGGUAGUACACAUGGACACACUUGGUCCAUCGCCUGAAUCUCAAGGUUAUAAACACGUAUUGAUUAUUAUUGAUGCAUUUACGAAAUAUUGCCUUCUAUACUCCCUCCGUCGUCAAGACACUGACGAAUUGAAAAGAGCCUUUACUAACGCGGUUUCGAUGUUUGGGUCCCCGAGACUUUUGGUUGCGGAUCGAGGACGGAUGUUUGAGAGUGCCGCUUUUCAAGAUAUGGUCAGUUCGUUUGGCAGCGACAUUCAUUUCAUUACGCCAAACAUGCACCACGAAAAUGGACAGGCCGAGCGUUAUUGCCGAACUUUACUAAACCUUCUUCGUAUCGAAGUUAACCAUAGAGGUCAAAGUUGGUCUGAUGUAUUGUGGAAGACUCAACUUAUUUUAAAUAGUACAAAACACAGUACGACCAAUAUGUCUCCCCUUCAGUUACUUAUCGGAAGCGACACUUCCACCCCAGUUAUACGUGCUCUUGUCCGAGAUGUCGCAAUAGAUAUUGCUACCCCAAACCGUGAAGCGCUUAUUGCGCUACGAAGACACCGUGUGUCGUCACUACUGUCUACUAACCAGCAAAAACAAGACGAUCGUAUAAAUAAAGGCCGUAGAUCACUUUACGAGUUUGAGGUUAACGACAAGCAUCGGUAUAAAUUGGAGCUGUUGGCUGGCUCAUACGGAAAGCGUACAGAAGCUGCAGCUGAAAACAUGGUGCCGUGGGCAGGAGAGUGGACUCCCGAGACCUGUGCUGCGUUUUUUGACUCGGAGUCGGAUGACUCUUUACAUGACAAUUCGGAGGAGGCUGAGGCGAGGUCAGUACUCGAAAACAUAAAGGUUGCGGACGAGGACGACCGCCUGUCAGGAGAGGCUGUGUUAUAA